Purpureocillium takamizusanense is the source of this 923-nucleotide messenger RNA. RefSeq lists its product as uncharacterized. Bases 171 to 683 code for a protein of 170 amino acids. The record is from RefSeq and is a predicted model, not a curated record. Lineage: Eukaryota; Fungi; Ascomycota; Sordariomycetes; Hypocreales; Ophiocordycipitaceae. The transcript has 2 exons.
CUCAUCCAUCAUCGAACCAUCUGUCAAUCAUCAAUCAUUCAAUCAGAUCGAUUAAUCCCCACGUCUUCGCGCAAGCAAAGACUGCGCACACAUAUCGGAUUACCAUCUUCUCCUCUCGGCCACAGUCUACGACAAGGACCAUACAUAGUCUGGCACCUGUGCGUCCCAGCAUGGAUCCAUCGCUAGACACGGCGGCCGCCCGCGACAACUUCACCACCGCCCGCCCCGCCGAGAGCGACCGCCGCCACUUUGCGCGAUGCUGGGCUCACCAGAACUGCGGCGGUUGCCUCGGUGAGACGCGGUGCAGCUGGUGUCCCUAUACCUGGUCUUGCGUCCCCAACUCAUACGCCAUCCCGCUACUGGCCCCGGCUUACCAGGCCAACAUCUGCCCCCAUCCCGCCGAGCGCUGGGAGCUGCGCUCGCAGCCCUUUGGCUGCGGCGUGUCGUCCACUACGAGCCUGACUGCCCUCGUCUCCAUCGCCGCCACCCUCGCCGUCGCCGUCUUUGUCCUCCUCAACGCCAUCGCCGUGAUGCGCUGGCGCCGCUACACCAAGCAGACGCCGCAUUGGCGAAACGAGUGGGGCCAGCGCUGGCGAAAGGCCCUAACGACGGCUCGAGACGAGGAGCGAGCCCCGUUGCUUUCCAAUUCAGAGGGCGUUCCCGCCCGCCACGAUAGCCGUUGACGCUGGCGCCGGAUGGCUUGAUCGGCCUGCCGCGCCCGUCCCAGCUCAAUGCACCAAACUCCAGGCCAUGAGCGGGUGUCGUCGGUGGGGAGAUCCAUGGGCGGUGAUUUUGUCGCCCUUCACCCGGAGCUGACAGGAGGUAUGAUUGCGACCUCGUCCGCUUCCUGGAUGACGUCGCCCUCCUCGGAGGGAUCCGCCGGCAUGUCUACAUAGUCGAGAUUGACCGUCACCAGGCACGAG